AUGUGGUGGCUUCUGAGCCAGCUGUGCACCUGUCUUGACAGGGGCAAGGAGGCAAGCCUCCCAAGCCUCCCGGACGACGACUGCGGAGGAGGCGUCGACUGCGGCUACGCAGUGGCCAAGAACGAGCGCUCCAAAAUGGAGGACGCAGUUGAUGUGAGGGAUGACAUUGCAGGCUACAAACUCUUCGCAGUAUACGACGGACAUGCAGGGAGCCAAGCCGUGAUCUUGGUCAAGGAGAUCCUCCCGGAAAUUCUGGGACGGUACCUCCAAGAAGCUGAGGAUGUGGAGGGUGCCAUCAAGGCUGCGUUUAAAGCGGCAGACGAGGAGGUCAUCCAGAGAAUGAUGCAGAACCCGAUGCCCCACCUGCAGACAUCUUCCGGAACAGUAGCCUGCCUCGGCUUGCUCAAGGGAGCGGACAUGUGGAUCGCCAACCUCGGCGAUUGCCGGGCCGUUUUGUCCAAAGAUGGCACGGCCCAGGCCAUUUCCUGCGACCACGCUCCUGACAAGAAUGCCGCGGAAGCAGACCGUUUGCGGCAGUCGGGGGUCCACGUCCAGGGAGGGUACGUUGAAGAGCACGUGGCUGUUUCGAGAGCCAUGGGAAAUGUGCGCUACAGCACUGGCACAAAGGUGAAUGGGAUCCUCAAUGAACCCGAGGUAUUUCGGGUGGACAUCGAUGGCACCAUCGACUUUGUGAUGAUUGGCUCCGACGGGAUCUGGGAUCCGCUGAAGGAGCAGUUUGCGGUGAUCCAUGCACGGAAGGCACUGCGCACCACGGCGAAGCCGGAGGAUGCUGCAGUGUCGGUCCUGCAAAAUGCAGGCAAAGCAAGCAAGGCGGACAACGCCGCCGUGAUCGUUAUCGUAUUCAAGUACCCGGAGCCGAUCCAGAAGCGCACGGCGGUGCAAAGAGUUCCCCUGUCGCAGUUGCAAGAGCCAACUGCUUGA
This is a messenger RNA of Symbiodinium natans, 942 nucleotides long. The record is from the annotation of a GenBank genome assembly. Lineage: Eukaryota; Dinophyceae; Suessiales; Symbiodiniaceae.